UUUAGCAACAGCAGCUGUGAUAAAAGCCCCACCUCUGCAGGUGGAUGUGACCCGCUGUACCCUGGAAAGAGGGUCCAGUGUAUGUAUCUCUCCGUUGCAAAGGAUAACAACAUGGGACUGCUGUCUGACCCAAACAGAAGACGGGCUCUGAUAAGCCUGUUAACCCGCCUCAAUGCCCCAAUCUGUGUGGUCUGCUACAUGGCGGGUGUGGCCUGGUUCAUGGGGUUGGCAUUUGAGCCAUUCACUCUUCGGACGUACAUGUCAGAGAAUGCCAUGGGGUCUACCAUGGUGGAGGAGCGCUUUCCAGCCGGGGAGAGGGCACUGGCCACUGCCAGAGAGUUUUCAGCUCAUAAGAAGAAAGCAGGUGGGAUGCCAGUGGAUUGGCUGGUGAAGACCAUGCAGGCUCGGGGGCUGGAGGUGUUCACCCAGAGUUUCUCUCGCAGGCUGCCCUUCCCUGAUGAAAACAAAGAGAGAUAUAUGGUGAAAGGCACAAAUGUAUAUGGGAUCCUUCGAGCUCCCAGAGCGCCACGGACUGAGGCCCUGGUGCUGAGUGCCCCCUGCACCCCGGGCGACAACAACAACCAGGCAGUGGGGCUGCUGCUCGGCUUGGCACAGUACUUCAGGAAUCAGAUUUACUGGGCCAAGGACAUCAUCUUCCUCGUGAACGAGCACGAUUUGAUCGGUAUGCAGGCGUGGCUGGAGGGUUACCACCACACCAACACUACAGGUAUGGACUGGUCUCCACUUCAAGGUCGUGGUGGUUCAAUCCAGGCAGCUCUGUCCCUGGAGCUCAGCAGUGAUGUCGUCACCAGUAUGGACCUGAUACUGGAAGGCCUCAACGGUCAGCUCCCGAACCUGGACUUAGCCAACCUCUUCUAUGCUUUCUGUCAGAAGAUCGGAGUCCUCUGCACCAUCCAGGGCAAGCUGCAGAGGAAUGACUGGGACAGCGUGUCGGGCUACAGCCACUCAGUCCAGACCAUGAUGCUGAUGGUCAUGAAGCAGGCCAGUGGGCGGCCUUGGGGGGAUCAUGGCCUUUUCCUGCGAUACCACAUUGAGGCUGCCACCAUCAAGGGCAUCAACAGUUUCCGCCAGUACAAGACUGACACCACCACCAUUGGCAGGCUCCUGGAAGGAAUGUAUCGUAAGCUGAAUAACCUCCUAGAGCGCCUUCACCAGUCCUACUUCUUCUACCUCAUGCCGUCCCUCUCUCACUUUGUCUCCAUUGGCUACUACAUGCCAGCCUUCGGCCUCCUCGCCAUCAUCCUGCUGCUUCGUGCCUUAGACCUGUGGGUUCAACUGGCGACUCCACCACCAAGAACAGAAGAUGGAGUCGCUGACGCUGAGCAGAUGUCCAGUCCAGGAGUGCUGUCAGUGUUGACUCCUCUGGUGAUCAGCCAUAUGACUGGAGUAGCUCUGUACACCCUGCCAAUCCACUUUCAGGAGAUGGCUUUGGAACACUUCCCGGUGUCUGAGACCGAGGCUGUGGUCCUGACAGCUAUUGCCGUUUACACAGCCGGCCUGGCUUUGCCUCAUAACACACACAGGCUCCUGUCAGGCGAGGGGACGGAGCAGGGCUGGAAAGUGCUGAAGCUGGUGGCUGUGCUGUACCUGGCCGUGCUGCUGGGUUGCACCGCCCUCAUCAACUUCUCCCUGGGCUUCAUCCUGGCUCUCAGCCUGGUGCCUGUGGCUGCCUUCGUCACACCCCACGUACCAAAGGCUCUGUCGGCGUUCAUCCUGGUCAUCCUCAGCCCGGCCUGCACGCUCCUCUUUUCCGUCUUUUUCUUCCAAGAGCUGCAGGAAAUGCCCAUCAGCUUCCUGGAUGGUUGGUUGCUGUACCUGUCAGUCAUCUCGCAGGGCAUCCUGGACCACUUCCUGUACGGCUCUCUGGUUUACCCACUCAUAGCCCUGCUGGUCUAUCCUUGCUGGCUGCUUUUCUGGAACAUCCUCUUCUGGAAGUAAACGCCAGUCAUACAGGACUACUGAAGGCUUUCAUGGGGAGAAAACCCCUCUGAGGUGUUCUCAGGUUUGUCUUCACUGUGGAAAUGUGAAUGACAGUUAAAUGCACUGGAGAGUUUGGAACAGAAGGUGGAUGUCUAUCUAUAGUUGAUUUGGAAAGAAUGCAGUGACUCUUUUCCUUUGACAUUGUUUGGUUCAGUGUGAACUCCAAGUAUUCUUUAACACAUUAGAGAAAAAAAAUCAGGUGUUCUGGAUAAUGGACUGUUUUGUACUGUACAUCUCAUUUACAAAUAAGUGGAAGGGGGUACGAUCUUUCCAAGAGUAGCUGUAAGUGUCACAGUUGAGUUGCUUUGUGUGAAAGACUUUUGUUCAAGGAUUUGUUUCGUGAUUUAAUGUGUGGUACAUAAUUACAAUUACUGCACAGCUUUUUAGCUCUUUUGUUCUAUCAGGCAGGAUGGUGAUGGAUGAAACAGCUGUUGAAAUGAGGGAUAGCUGCACAUCUGCAUCUCUUCAACAAGCCGUGACCACGUACAAUAUUUUUAUACUUGUUUUGAUAACUUUCUGCGGAACAUGUUUAUUUCAUAUUUAUAAAUGGCAAAUUAAAAGAGUGAAAAAGU
Messenger RNA from Chelmon rostratus (copperband butterflyfish), 2573 nucleotides. RefSeq names its product glycosylphosphatidylinositol anchor attachment 1 (gene gpaa1). Lineage: Eukaryota; Metazoa; Chordata; Actinopteri; Chaetodontiformes; Chaetodontidae. The record is from RefSeq and is a predicted model, not a curated record. Gene Ontology annotation, cellular component: GPI-anchor transamidase complex; membrane. Gene Ontology annotation, biological process: attachment of GPI anchor to protein. Bases 82 to 1959 code for a protein of 625 amino acids. The transcript is spliced from 13 exons.